This is a messenger RNA of Triticum dicoccoides, 1435 nucleotides long. RefSeq names its product E3 ubiquitin-protein ligase RNF144A-like. The coding region runs from base 10 to 1080 and encodes 356 amino acids. Gene Ontology annotation, molecular function: zinc ion binding; ubiquitin-protein transferase activity. NCBI's taxonomy places the organism in Eukaryota, Viridiplantae, Streptophyta, Magnoliopsida, Poales, Poaceae. The record is from RefSeq and is a predicted model, not a curated record. Gene Ontology annotation, biological process: protein ubiquitination. The transcript is spliced from 2 exons.
UCGCCUGUCAUGGCGGCCUCCGCCACCACCGACGGUCCACCCUUCCCCAUCUACAUCUCAUCCGACGAGGACGAGGACGUAGCAGUCCUUGGUUCCUCCAGCAACCUCGAGGAGAUCCAGAUCCAGCAGGCCAUCCUCCUCUCCAUCGGCCUCUCGCGCGACACGACAGGCAUCCCCUCCUCCUCGGCCUCCCUCUCCGGAACCGACGUCGACAUAACAGACCGCAAAGGCAAGCGUAAACUACGAUCGGAGUCGCCACAUCAAGUCAUAGAUAUAGAUGAUAAUGAUAGGCAAGAAGUCAUCGAUGUAGACGACGAUGACAGCCUGAUCUUCAUCAAAGAGACGGGCAGCGGGAAGUGGAGAAAACCACGUAACGGUGGCCUGUUGGAGGUCGGCGAAGGUUCCCACAGCGCCACGAUCAUGAAAGAGUUCUACUGCACAAUCUGCAUGGAGACGCUCCCCGGCGUCGAGCGCUUCCCCGUCGCCGGGUGCGCGCACGCCUUCUGCGCGGGCUGCGUGAGGCAGUACAUCGCGGCGAGGGUCGAGGACAACCUGCUGUCCAUGGGCUGCCCCGACCCGGGCUGCAAGGACGGCGUGCUGCACCCGGAGGAAUGCCGCGACAUCGUCCCGCCUCAGCUGUUCCAGCGGUGGGGCGCCGCGCUCUGCGAAGUGGCGCUCGGGGACCUCAAGUUCUACUGCCCCUUCAAGGACUGCUCGGCGCUGCUGAUCGACGACGGCCCCGGCCCCGGCGACGGGGGCGCGGUGGCGCUCACGAACGUGGAGUGCCCACACUGUAACCGGAUGUUCUGCGCGCAGUGCAAGGUGCCGUGGCACGAAGGCGUGGGCUGCGCCGAGUUCCAGCGGCUCGGGGAGGACGAGCGCGGGCGGGAGGACCUGCUGCUGAGGAAGGUCGCGCAGGAGAGGAGGUGGCAGAGGUGCCCCCGGUGCAAGAUGUACGUCGAAAGGGUGACCGGCUGCCAGUUCAUGAGCUGCAGGUGCGGCCACUCCUUCUGCUACAUUUGCGGCGGCUCCACGAGGACUGGUGCACAUCGUUGCAACCGCAUGCGUACUACUUACUGACCUGCAUGGUGAAUGAUCCGAAGAUCGACGCUCAAGACCAACGGUACUUGAGGGGAAGGGUGUUACUCUCACAGAUGGGUUUCUCUCAAUUUAAUUUUGUGUGUGUGGAUCUAUGAGCUCUCAAUAUGCAGUAUAUUGUGUAGAGUUCAAAAUCAUGUGAUAAAUUUCUAAUUAAUUUAGCUAAUCCCCUGAUGCCACCCAACGGCUCAACUGCGUAGCAUAAACCCAAUGAACUAGGUGCAAAACGGGAAUAUCUUUCUUGAAUUCCAAAUUGCAAAACUAGUUUCCUUUUAAGCAAGUGUUCAGAUCGUAGUAGGUUUGAGUAGUUGUAUUCUUUGCAAGGAGAGCUUUUAGA